This is a messenger RNA of Candidula unifasciata, 1650 nucleotides long. The record is from the annotation of a GenBank genome assembly. Lineage: Eukaryota; Metazoa; Mollusca; Gastropoda; Stylommatophora; Geomitridae.
AUGGCACAUAAUGAUGUCAACUACAUCCCUUUUCAAGACGAAUUAGAUAACAGCAGUUGUCGUAUACGUCAGAUCGGCAGUUGUUUUAUCAUGGACACUGAAGCUGUGAGGUCGAGUCCUCUGCUAGAGCUUCGUCAACGAGAUGACCUGCGACAGCUAGAGCCAAAGAAAAGAUCCUUGCCCGAAAGAAUGUCAUGUGUCAGAAACAACAUCCGGGUCAACUCUUUCGCCAAGGCCACAUCAGGCUUAGAACGUCAGAAGUGCAAAACAUUGCAGACAUUACAUGAAAGCUGUGGCAAACUGCGGCAUGAGAUCAAGCUACUCGACCUGGAUCGCUUCAGUCACGAAAUGGACGUGCGAAAGCGGCUAGCGCCAGACAAGGACUUCACGUGCGAGGACUCCCAUAUACAGAACACAUCCCGUCGCCUGGGCACAGGUGUGACUUCCUGUUACCUGGACAAAAGCCUGUCGUAUCCCCUGAGAAGCAGAUCAGUACGAGACACGCCCAUUGUAAGGAAGGCCAGGGCAAGCCUACGAAUUCAAGAGCUACACAGAUCCUUCAAGAAACACGUAGAAACAAAAAGAGCCAACACGCAGAGUGUCACACCUUCAUCCAGCCAAAUGUCAGCAAUCCCCGGAACUUCAAGCAGAAAUCAAGCACAGCAUUCCUCAAAAUAUGGCCUCUUCUCCAGCGUCACAGGCAAACAUGCAUCCAGCCCAGCUUUUCCACCCCAUUUAGCAACUCCUGGUUUUGAUAAACGCGGGAAAAUUACAGCAUCCACAAAUGCAAAGUUGAUGACGCUGACUUCUGUCAUCUCUGAUGAUCUUAACGAUAGUUUCAACUGUUCUGAAGAUGAACCCCCACAUCUACCAGAACAUAUCGAUCUGAAAGCUCACUUUUUUGGUGGGAGACAGAGCACCAGCGUCAAAUUGCAAACUCUGUCAUCAUCGAGCAAUACAAUAACAAGCCAACAAUUGUUGCGGCCGAAGAAGCUGAAAACUACUCCUCAUAGAUUACUGACGGAUAGAUUACAAAACGAGGUGUGUCACAUAAACACGAAAGUUCUGGAAUUUUUGAGGAGUUUUCCUACAUCUAAAUAUAAUCAAGGAGUCUCUAAACGAAACGACUUGAACAAUUAUUUAAAAUAUCAGAUUAUUAAAGACAACAACGCUACAACACCAAAAGAAUCAGAGAAAGUCAUCGCAGGUCUGGAUGCCCCUAUCGUCGCUGCAGAGCCUCACUGUGAGGUUCAUCUUCCUGCCACUGACAGGCAAAGUGAUAAACCGUUUCAGCCAAACAGACACAAUACUUCGGGACUUGGAGAAACAUCCACACGAAGUCAAUACAGCUGGAAAUUAAUAAAAGGCACGUCAACAAAGGAUCGACAGACAAGGACACAGACGGUCAACGAUCUGGUUCUUCAGGCAUUAACAGGAAUGCCUAUCUGCAACAUCCUAGGCUCUCAUGUGCCUCUGCGUGCAGCGUCUAGGGCCAUGCGACACACAGCAACCUUUAAAAUGCACACAAUUCUAGAGAAUCUUGUAAAUGAAAGAACACGCUAUCAGAAAUAUGAAAUCGGGGAACUCAGACGAGCUAUGGAGGGACAGAAGAAUGUGACAUCUGGAUCAGCUGUUGGCAGACCUGAAUAG